Messenger RNA from Arabis nemorensis, 1134 nucleotides. NCBI's taxonomy places the organism in Eukaryota, Viridiplantae, Streptophyta, Magnoliopsida, Brassicales, Brassicaceae. The record is from the annotation of a GenBank genome assembly.
AUGGCUGAUGGUGAAGACAUUCAACCUCUUGUUUGUGACAAUGGAACUGGAAUGGUUAAGGCUGGUUUUGCUGGGGAUGAUGCACCUCGAGCUGUGUUUCCUAGCAUUGUUGGACGUCCACGUCACACCGGAGUGAUGGUUGGGAUGGGGCAAAAGGAUGCUUAUGUUGGCGACGAAGCUCAGUCGAAACGUGGUAUUCUAACUCUCAAGUACCCGAUUGAGCACGGGAUUGUCAACAAUUGGGACGACAUGGAGAAGAUUUGGCAUCACACUUUCUACAACGAGCUUCGUGUUGCUCCCGAGGAGCAUCCGAUUCUACUUACUGAGGCACCUCUUAACCCGAAAGCUAAUCGUGAGAAGAUGACUCAAAUCAUGUUUGAGACUUUCAAUGCCCCGGCUAUGUAUGUGGCUAUUCAGGCUGUCCUUUCCCUUUACGCUAGUGGUCGUACAACCGGUAUCGUGCUUGACUCGGGAGAUGGUGUGAGCCACACUGUUCCGAUCUACGAGGGUUAUGCCCUUCCACAUGCUAUCCUUCGUCUUGAUCUUGCGGGUCGUGACCUCACAGACGCGCUGAUGAAGAUCCUUACCGAGCGUGGUUACUCUUUCACCACCACAGCAGAGCGAGAAAUUGUCAGAGACAUAAAGGAGAAGCUUUGCUACAUUGCUCUUGAUUACGAGCAGGAGCUUGAGACAGCCAAAACCAGCUCAGCUGUUGAGAAGAACUACGAGCUACCUGAUGGGCAAGUGAUCACCAUCGGAUCUGAGCGUUUCCGUUGCCCUGAGGUUCUUUACCAGCCAUCUAUGAUUGGUAUGGAAAAUGCCGGUAUCCAUGAGACAACUUAUAACUCCAUAAUGAAGUGUGAUGUUGACAUCAGAAAGGACCUGUACGGUAACAUUGUGCUCAGUGGUGGAACCACAAUGUUCCCGGGAAUCGCCGACAGAAUGAGCAAGGAGAUCACCGCUUUGGCUCCAAGCAGCAUGAAGAUCAAAGUCGUCGCCCCUCCAGAAAGGAAAUACUCUGUCUGGAUUGGAGGGUCUAUCUUGGCCUCCCUCAGUACCUUCCAGCAGAUGUGGAUCGCAAAGGCAGAGUACGAUGAGUCAGGCCCGUCAAUUGUUCACAGGAAGUGCUUCUGA